AUGACCGAUGGAUCGUUUUCUAUGGAAUCAGAACGGAGUGCUUCCCACAUGCGUGCUGAUAAACGCCCGGGGGUGCUUGACCCGCUCAAAAUGAGAUCCACAAAACAUCGCACGAGUUACUCUUCUGCAUCCUCAUCCUCAUCGACGACCUCCUCUGUCGAGCAUCACCUUCACGAAUCAGCGGAAACAGACGCGGGUGGAGAGUGUGACUUUGGUGAAUCAAUGUUACCGUCAUGCAUAUCUCCUGCGCUGUAUCCAGCUGAGCACUACACAUCGCUAACCACAUUAAAUCGCUCUCUUACCCAAUCCGUUCUCCGAUUUGACCAACUCACAACAUCAUACAUCAACCUUCGAAACCAGUUGCGGAACAUCCUGGACAGUGUCGAAGAGCAGGAACGACAAUAUGAAGCUUAUAUUGAAGAAAUAGGGCAGCUGCGCUUUGAACGCAAGUUUUUGAGGGAAGUGGUUGAGCUGUCUUCGUUCAGGGAGCGUAAGCAGUCGAAUGCAUCGGACAAAAGUAUAAACAGCACCGGGGCAAACAAGCGAUGGAGCUCACCCAUGAACACAGAUAAUGGUGAUGGCUGGGGAAAAAACGCACGACGAUGGACGGUGGGAGGCGCACAUUCAUUAGGAGCAUGUGGUGCUUUCCACAGUUUGCCAACUAGCCCGCGUCUCUCAAUAACAAGUUCAACCUUCCUCCCGCACGUUGACGACGAGAAUCGCGUAACGGUAGAUGACCUAGCGUCGCGGAAAAUUCAACGGGAAGCCUUUGCUGCCAUGCUUCAAACUAUACGUGAAACGUUUCUGGUGGGCGCGGGAUUCGCUUCGACCAUUGGGCCAUUUCAAGGCUUGGAAGUGGACUCUGAUGAGACGGAUCGCUCCAGCUGUCGUUCCCCUUGCUCUUCCCCCGGCACCCCCGUCACUCUCCUCAACCCUAGUGUUCCGUCGUCACCAAGCCACAUCCGCCCCACCCCACUCCCUUCGUACCCUUCCAACGAAAAACAUGUAGAAACCAUACACGCACGAAUAUCUCAUCUCACAAACCUUAUUGGACAGCUCGCACCUUCUGUUGAAGCCCUUCGCGAAAGUCUUGAGGACGUCAUUGCAGGCCCCGCAUUGGCGUAUCGUGCGUGGGUCCGUGAAGCAGAGAUUGAACGGGAAAUGCUUCGAGUCGAAUGUGAGGGUUUGCGAGAAGCUCGAGAGGGCUCUAAAAAAGUUGUGGAUAUGAGAGGAGUGAGUGAAGCAUCAGUUGGCCUGAUUUCGUCUGCGCUAGAGUCCUUGUGGGUUGAGCAAGGUGAUGAUGAUCACGAAGAAUGGGAAUCAGAAUCGGUGUACUGGUCGUGUGAUGAGGGUGACGAUGAACGGUAA
Messenger RNA from Spizellomyces punctatus DAOM BR117, 1368 nucleotides. RefSeq lists its product as uncharacterized. The record is from RefSeq and is a predicted model, not a curated record. NCBI's taxonomy places the organism in Eukaryota, Fungi, Chytridiomycota, Chytridiomycetes, Spizellomycetales, Spizellomycetaceae. The transcript has 2 exons. The coding region runs from base 1 to 1368 and encodes 455 amino acids.